This is a messenger RNA of Achroia grisella, 1219 nucleotides long. It is a transcript of the gene AQP, whose product is annotated as aquaporin-11. Bases 127 to 1101 code for a protein of 324 amino acids. The record is from RefSeq and is a predicted model, not a curated record. Gene Ontology annotation, molecular function: channel activity. Gene Ontology annotation, cellular component: cytoplasm. Lineage: Eukaryota; Metazoa; Arthropoda; Insecta; Lepidoptera; Pyralidae. The transcript has 8 exons.
CUAUCGAAACAGGUGACGUGAAUUUCCCAGUGACUUAGUGAGUGUUUAGGACGAAAAAUAUGUCUGUGAUGUGAGACGAAGUGAAUUGCUAAACGUAUCUGUAACGAGAUACAAUAAUUUACAAAGAUGAAGUUCACGAUUGAUGUUCUAGGAAUAUUUCUAAAAGUAGUGGUCAAGAUAAACAAAGUUACCUUUGCUCCACUAGUGGUGUCCACACUAUUUAUUUUACUCACGUCGUUGCUCGCCCAUUGCGCGCGGCGACUGGUGCAGAAGUCUAUAAAGGAGCCAUUCGUUAGACUAUUAUUUGAAGAGGCCAUCGCCGCAGCUGAACUAUGUGGCUGUUGUUUCGAGCUUAUUGUUGUUGCAGACAAUUUCGGUGUGGCCACAUACGGGAUAUUCCUGUUUGCUCUAACAAUUUGGUGGUCUCUGAACUGGGGUGACGCCACUGCCUGCCCGUAUACACACAUUGAAGACGUUAUCGAAGGGAAAGGCGAAAUCCGCAAGGCCGUUUUGAAGACCUGGGCGGAACUCGUGGGCGGUUUACUAGUUUUCAAAUAUGUACAGACAUAUUGGGCUCUGGAGAUUUCGGACACGCAUAAGGAUAAGGCUUUCGAAGAAUGCAGAGCCGAUUUGCAAGUACCUGUCAUAUAUGGGGCCGUGGUAGAAGGCGUGGCGACGUGUCUUUGUCGGCUCGCUUCCAAGUCUCUAGGAGAUCUCAACCCUCGGUUCGCGACUGCGAUUGACGCCUUCAUAGGAACCUCCCUCGUCGUAGCUGGGGUCCUCACUAGGCACACGGUAUUCGUCUACCGCUAUCAGGACAAUAGUGCCCAUGCGGACCUAAGCGUGUCCAUCUUUUGCAAAAUCCAUUUAGGAAAAGCAUUCGACUACUCCGGUGGAUAUUUCAACCCAGUACUGGCGACGUCUCUUAAAGCGGGUUGUGAGGGCCACACCCUAUUGGAGCACGCUGUCGUGUACUGGAUAGGGGCAUGCGCAGGAUCCGUACUCUCGGUCUACUUGUACAAAAUACCAGCCAUCCAAAGAUACGUCAGAGGUACCACAGAAGUGAACGGCGACAGCAUCUGGGCGGAUAAGGAAGACUAAGUCUAUCACUGGGUUGCCAAUCUUAAAACAACAUCGUGCAAUAAAAAAUACUGAUUUCAUCUAACAUUACCUCAAUUUGACUCUAUAACCUAGUACAAAUAUUUCGACCGAUUUUAAG